This is a messenger RNA of Carassius gibelio (silver crucian carp), 10422 nucleotides long. RefSeq names its product glutaminase b (gene glsb). Bases 1710 to 2678 code for a protein of 322 amino acids. Gene Ontology annotation, biological process: L-glutamine catabolic process. The transcript is spliced from 12 exons. Gene Ontology annotation, molecular function: glutaminase activity; protein binding. The record is from RefSeq and is a predicted model, not a curated record. Lineage: Eukaryota; Metazoa; Chordata; Actinopteri; Cypriniformes; Cyprinidae.
UUAGUUCAUUUUCUGUUUAGAAGGUUUUUUUAACUCCUCUUCCUAACUGUACUAACAUCCUAUUUGAAUUAGCCAGAACAGAUUAUGAUAUUGAAGAUUGUUGAUAAAGAUGUUUGAGACACAUGCAGUAAUCACAUUUUAAGAGAUUUUGGCUGUAGUUGUAUUUUGAAAAAGUGAUUGUGUUUUCAAGGUGCUUCUUGUCUUUUCUCUGUUUUAUUUCUGCAAACAGUGCCUUCACUCUCGUUGUAAACAAAAUUGUGUGGAGUUCAUCCUGUUUUCAGGACCAUUGUUGUUAGAAGUCUGUUUGCAAUGAAUUUUAAGUAAAACUCAUUCAGACUUUCUAUUCUCCACAUUUUUUCCACCCUCUCUAGUGACUUGGGCUGGGUGAUAGAACAAAAUAAAUAAAUGCUUUAUACAAAAAAUGCACAAAAAAUAUUUGAAAGUGAUCUAAUUUACAUAACAGAGCCCAUUCAGUAGCCCAUACGUAAUUAUUGCAAGUGCUUGCAAGUCUCACACAAGAAGCGAACAAAUCACUGAAUCAAAGUUUUGAAUCAGACAGUUCAAACUGAUUUGUGGAAAUGAAUCAAACUUACCAAGUCUAAUGCCAUUUUUACUACUUAAUGCUAUUAAAAUGUUCAGGAAACUUUGUGUUAAAAUCAAUAUGAUAUUCACAGUGUUGCUUGAUUUUACAUCAAGGAAAAGUCAUUGCAAAUAUAUUGUGAAUAUUGAUUAUAUCGCCCAGCCCUACUUGUGCCUUAUUUUAAAAAAAAAUCUCCAUAAACCAUAAAAUGCAUCAUAUUAUAUAUUUUGAAUAUUUGCUACGAGUAUUUCUUAAGCCCGGCUGGUAUUUCUUGGAGUUGUUUGCACCUUUUGGUUGUGUUUGUGUGUAAAAACAGAUGCACCUUGGUCUUUUAUCUGUUUUUAUCCAUGUGCAAACACAAGAGACAAGAAAAACACUCCAGCUGGGUUAGUGUGGGUUUUGUAAUAUAGAUGUUGUAGAUUCAAAGGUUCUUAUUGCCUUAUGUAAAGUUGUUGACACUGUAAUAUAUGCUCACAGUUGAGCCCUGGCUUGCAUAUAAUAUGUAUGUGUGCGAUUAAUGCAGAAUGAUCAUUUCUAAACCAAACACACAUACAAACGCACAUACACAUUUCUAGGAAAUAGAAUUUUUCAUCCUCAAGCUCUCAUAAUAAAAAAAAAAAACUGUUCAAAACUUUAUGCACUCAUUAGGGCUGUCAAUUUAACAUGGAAUUUUAUUUCAAUCAAUCAUAGAAAGAUGAACUACUUUUGUCUUGACAUUGCAACCGUCACUGACGUAUAUUUAGUGCAUGUCUACAUCGAAAAACACUGUGGAUGGACAAAACAAGUCAACAUUUAAGAGAAUGACAAACUCGACUGCAAAAGAGUGCACUGUGGAAUAUAUUGAUUUCUAAAGGCAAUUCUAAUCUAUACUUUAAUCUUCUUUUGGGGACUUUUCUCAGCAAAUUAACAAUUUGUCAGUUGGUUACAAACCAUGCAAUUCAUUUGAUUUAAAAAGUCAAUUGACAGCCCAAGAAUAAAUUUUAACCCAGGACAAAUCCACACAUUAAAAGGAUGCUUCGUCACUCUGCGUGAACAAUGCAACCUCACAUCUCCCAUCACACCUAAAAUCAACCAUUGUGAUUGCUCUUCUCAUAUUGUUCUCCUGUGAAUGAUAUUCGCUUGACGCAAAAUGUCUUUCACCCCACCGAUGUGUUCCGGGAGGGCAGUGCUUAAUCAAGGUGCGGGCAAUGCUGAGAAGUUUGAUUAUUUGAUGAACUACUUGAAGAAGAUGGCUGGAAAUGAAUAUGUCGGUUUCAGCAAUGCCACAUUUCAGUCGGAGCGUGAGUCGGGAGACAGGAAUUUCGCUAUUGGCUAUUACCUGAAAGAAAAGAAGUGCUUUCCAGAUGGUACAGACAUGACUGCUGUUCUGGACUUGUACUUUCAGCUGUGCUCCAUCGAGGUAACCUGUGAGAGCGCUAGCGUCAUGGCUGCCACACUGGCCAACGGUGGCUUCUGUCCAAUCACAGGCGAGCGUGUGCUGAGCCCCGAGGCCGUGCGAGACACCCUCAGCCUCAUGCACUCCUGCGGCAUGUAUGACUUCUCCGGACAGUUUGCCUUCCAUGUGGGUCUUCCGGCCAAGUCAGGUGUGUCUGGUGGUAUUCUGCUGGUUGUGCCCAAUGUGAUGGGCAUCAUGUGCUGGUCUCCUCCGUUGGACAGACUUGGCAACAGUGUCCGGGGCAUCCAGUUCUGCACAGAUCUAGUGUCCUUGUUCAACUUCCACAACUAUGACAACCUGAGGCACUUCACCAAGAAGCUCGAUCCCCGCCGAGAGGGAGGGGACCAGCGGGUGAAAUCUGUCAUCAAACUCCUCUUUGCUGCCUACACAGGAGAUGUUUCUGCUCUCAGAAGGUUUGCACUGUCCUCUGUGGACAUGGAGCAGCGGGACUAUGACUCCAGGACGGCGCUGCACAUAGCAGCAGCUGAGGGACAUAUUGAGGUUGUGCGUUUCCUGUUAGAGGCCUGCAAGGUGAAUCCUGGUCCCAAGGACAGGUGGGGCCAUACACCUAUAGACGAGGCGACACACUCGGGUCAUCACGAGGUGCUCGCGCUUCUACAGGAGUACAGCGGUAAACACCUGAAUGUGAUUCUGGAGACGUAAACUUUUCUUCUACCACUAGACACUUGUUGAAUAGCUCGUGAAACACUGCCCUCUCUCAAGAUCCGUGUGCGUGUUUUCGUCAGUACAUUUUUCGUUUGAAGCUGUCUCCUGUAGAUUUACAAGCUUUUGUGAAAAACUUUUGGCUUGUUCACAACAACUUCCUUGUAAGAAAGGGUGUGUGUCAUGAUGAUGCCCAUAUUUAACGGUGCGAAAUGACUCUCAAUAGGCGCUAUAAUUGUAUGCCUUCAUGCCUGUGAAAGGUGGAUCGAGGUGUGAGAGAGGACGACUACAGCCAUGUCAUUGUUUUCCUGAGGGUAAACAGUUAAACUCAAGAGUGCAAGAAUGAAACCCAACAAUCCUGUUUAGAUAAGAAGCGUUCUUACAUUAAAAACAGCGAGAUUUGGUCAUGUUGCGCAAACGCUCACGACAUAGAAGCUGCUAGCCAACAUAUCUUACUUCUUUAUGCUGUCUUAUAUAAAAAAAAAAUCUCGGCAGAACGGAAUGAAAAUCGAGAUGCGACCUGCAAGUCUAUUGCAUUUCCAUUUUCAAACAAUCGAUGUUGUCACGAGCGACGAUUAUCAUUAAGAUCCGAAAUAAGACAACGUGUCCUGUGUAAAAGUGGGAAUUAUUUUAAUUAUUUAGCUUGGAAUUUUUGUAUGUAUAUCACUUUAUUUUAUUAUAACUCAUUAUUUGAACAUUUUAACCACUGCCAAAGACAGUUAUUUUUGUUAAUCUUUAUCAGAUAUAUGGACUGUGUAUUCUUCAGUGCACUCAUAUAGCCAUUUACACCCAAAGUACACAGUGUUAAUCUUAGAACAAAAGUGGUCAAAAAUAAAUGUAUACUGGAUAAGAAGAAGAUGAAAGUUAAAAAAAUCACAUUAUAUAAAUAAAGUAAAUCAUCAGAUACAAUUAAAAAACUCCUUUAUUUAUAAAUACUCUUAUAUUUAAAAGACUACAUCUGUGCAUUUAUGUAUAUUUUAUGAAGUGUUAAAUUACUGUAAGUGUAGAGUCUAUUGUAAGACAGUUGUUUUAGCUGUGGAAAGAUGAUGUCAAACCUGUUCACCCGGACCAAACACUUGAUAGUCAAGUCAGUUAGUUGGACAAAAAUCAAGUUCAUGUCAAAGUAAAUGAAUGUAAACUCUUAAAGACACUUUAGCAUUAUUCAGUAUUCACUGAAGUACAUAUUUAUUUGCUGAUUUCUAUUAGACUGUAUCUGACUGACUAAGUCAGUGUGUGUAUGUGCUAUUAAAGCAACGGUAUAUAAAGAUUCAUCUUUGAUGAGCGAUAAUGAAUAAAAUUGUGUUAGUAAUUAAAAGGGUGUAAUUUUACUCAUUACUCAUUAUACUUACAGGGGACAAAACUACAUGCAACACAAAUUCUGACUAAAAAAAAAAAAAAAAGUUAACCUGAAUUCAAUUAUAUAUCUCACAAAGUAAUAUCACAAUAAUCUUAACAAUCAGCAAAAGUCAUGCUCAUAGCUGAAACGGUGCAGGAUGAAUAAUAUACGGAAAUACUAUCCAUGUGCAACAGUAACAGUGAGGCAUGUCUAGCACAAUAGCAAGAUUAUUUUCCUUUAAGUACGGUAUUUUAUUUUAAACAACUUACAAUGCAUUCAAGGUGUACAUUUAAUCCGUUCUCUGGGAAUCCCAUCUAUUACCUUUGCAUUUCUACACACAUUCUCUACCAGUUUAAAGCCUUAAUCCUGACAGAACUCCAGCCCGUGGUCUUCACUGACAUGCUGCUUUACCAUCUUAGACUUUCAAACCAGAAAGUCUGUCUGCAUUCUUCCCUCCUAGAGCUAAAAGAGUUUUACAGAAUUUUACUGUAUUGCAAAUGUCCUGAUGGUGUGCAAAUACCAGGACAAAAACACAAACCUUUAAGAGUCUCAGAACAGGCGCAAAGUUGUUCAGAAAAUUAUUAGAUGUUGCUUUUUUUAUUGUAAAAUAAUUGUAUAAUUUUUGUGUGUGUGUGUGUGUGCUUUAUUUCCUUUGCUUGUUAUCAGUUUCAAGACCGGAUGAACUGAGAAAUGUUGGCCUAUAAAUUACUGUCUCAUGGUUAAACUUAUCUUAUUUUCUUUCCUGUGCAAGUCCGUUCAAGUGGGAGAUCAAUGGUCAGUAACGGCACAUUACAGACAUGAAGUGCAUAAAUGUGAAUGUAAAAGUCCUUACCAUCAGAUGCAGCGAUAUAGUAGCGACCAAAGGCAAUUUGGGAUGUCUGGGAAAGGGAUUUGCUGGAUCAUUCUCUCCAUCAGUGACGGUAUAGUCACAGAGGAGAUUCUGUUCAUAUCUACUUUACCUGGGCUCUAUUGAAUGUACUACAGGUUCACCUGUGCUGAAUGAUUUUUUCCAAAAAGACCAAUAUAUUUAUCACAACAUAAAAUAUUCCAGUUCAAACCAGGACAAACCAACGAUCCACCCAUGUGAUGACGAUUCCUCUUCAUUGGAAGUUUUCACUGAAGCGCAGAAGCAAAGUGCCUGGAGUUUGUCUUUCAACAAGCCUUCUCUCUCUCCUUACUCAAAAACCCCAUAAUGUAGCAUAUGUUUAUAUCAAAGUAGUCCAUGUUACUCGUGCACUAUAUUCCAAGUCUUCUGAAGCCAUAAAACAGCUUUGUGUUAAGCCUGAAAUUUGGAAAAUGAGCCAGUUUUGACGUCAGUGAUUUUAAAUGGUGUUGGCUUUCACGUGAAUGAUAACAUGGUAAAGGUUAAACCCCUUCGGAUUUCUUGCCAGUCAUUCCAGAUGUUGAGCACAUUUUUCAGUAAGUUCCAAAUUUUUAUAUAUCCAUUGCCAGAGUAAAUCACGUAGACGUCUAUGAAAACACAAAAGUUCUUCUGUGCAAUAUAUUGUGAUAGAGAAACUAUUGCUUCACCUUCUCAUUUAUCAUUUUAUAUCUCCUCACAAAGCAUCAAAUAUGCUAUAAAAGCAUUUAGUUAAUGUCUGCUCUUGGCAGUAUUGUGUUCUCACUAAGUUUUGUUUUACCAGUAAAUCAUGUGGUGACAGCAGGGGCACACACAAAUGUGAGGAUGUUAAAGAAAACGAAAGCAACUUUCCUGUCUUUGUUUCAAUCAUUUGUAUAAACUCGCUUAAAAAAAUACAUUGUCCUUUACGGUCACCUUGGGCUUCAUGACCUUAAAAUUUUAAAAAAGAAAUGUACUAUUCAUUUAACUAUGAUGAGCUCCUCUACUCCGUCCCAUUUCAAGAGAUAAAAGAAAUAACAAACUCACCAAGAAGUUUAUCAGCCAGCGUUCUCAGCUGCUCAGAGUUCAGCGCUCGUUUAGUGGCAGAAGAAAACUGCCAGCUUAAGACCUUUGAAAGCUGCUCCCAUUUCACUGGUGGAGGAUUCAAGAAGAACGUCAGAUUCUGAGACCAAGAGAGAGAGAGAUGGACAGCAAGAGUCAGAAUGGAAACCUCAAUAGAGGAAAAAAUCAUUGAUGAUGGGAAAUGGCCAUACGUGGGGUUCACUGCAGAGCAUGUAGUAAGAUGGAGCCAGGCACUUAAUAGCAGAGAUAUACCACUGACCACCACCACCACAGGAAGACAUGCGAUCUGUUUGAACACAAGAUUAGAUGUAGGAGUUAACGAACGAGUUUCAUGCUAUACCUUUGUCUCAAAUAAAUACUGCAUUUCAAAACUCUACUUGUAGCAGAAACUUUAUCAAUAAGAAUUUUUAAUAAUGAGCUGUGUUUAUUCAAUAAAUUUAAUUAGCAUAUAGACUCAAUGGCCACUUUAUUAGGUACACCUUACUAGUACAUGGUUGGACCGUAUUUUGCCUUCAGAACUACCUUAAUUCUUCGUGGCAUAGAUUGAACAAGGUGUUGGAAACAUUCCUCAGAGAAUUUGGUCCAUAUUGACAUGAUGACAUCACACAGUUGCUGCAGAUUUGUUGGCUGCACAUCCACGAUGCGAAUCUCCCGUUCCACCACAUCCCAAAGCUGCUCUAUUGGAUUGAGAUCUGGUGACUCUGGAGGCCAUUUGAGUAAAUUGAACUCAUUGUCAUGUUCAAGAAACCAGUCUGAGAUAAUUGGAGUUUUGUGACUUUAUUGUGCAUUAUCCUGCUGGAAGUAGCCAUCAGAACAUGGGUACACUGUAAUCAUAAAGGGAUGGUUACAAACAAUACUUCGUCCGUGCUUUCAUGUUCUUUACGUCAAAUUCUGACCCAACCAUCUGAAUGUCGCAGCAGAAGUUGAGACCCAUCAGACCAGGCAACGUUUUUUCCAAUCUUUUUGUGGUCCAUUUUUGGUGAGCAUGUGCGAAUUGUAGCCUGCCUUUCCUGUUCUUAGCUGACAAGAGCGGCACCUGGUGUGGUCUUCUGCUGCUGUAGCCCAUCUGCUUCAGGGUUCAACAUGUUGUGCAUUCAGAGAUGGUAUUCUGCCGUUGACUGGAUAUUUUCUUUUUCAGAUCAUUCUCUAUGAACCCAAGAGAUGGCUGUGCGUGAAAACCCCAGUAGAUCAGCCGUUUUUGAAAUACUCAGACCAGCCUGUCUGGCACCAACAACCAUUCCACGUUCAAAGUCACUUAAAUCCCCUUUCUUCCACAUUCUGAUGCUCGGUUUGAACUUCAAGUCGUCUUCACCACAUUGCUGCCAUGAGAUUUUUAUCAAAGAAUUUAUACUAUUCAGAAACAUUUGAUUGAUAGUUAGAUAGACAGACAAAUAGACAGACAGAUAUUGCUAUUUACUUACUCAUCAAUAUUUAUUUUGACUUUGGGUUGAGAGUUCAGUUCAGAGUCUGGGAGAACUGAAAGACACAAGAGAUAUCUUGUCCAGGUCAGCAAGCUUUCAGAAGUGGCACACCACAAAAAUAUAUUCAAAUACCCCUGUGAACACAAAAAUCCUUCAAUCAAAAAAUUUAUUGUUUUUCUUUUCUUACAAGAUCAGAUUUUAACAGAUGGUAGCAUAAUGUGGAAGCAAAAUCCUUAUUAACAUGUACACCUAAAGUUACCCCAACCCUAAACCUACCCUUACAGUAGGAUAAAUACAGUGUUGGUAGAAUAAUCUGAUAGGUAGCAUUAUUCGUUAGAACACUGGGAGACGGCAUUACAGUAUGGAAAAGGGAGUAACAUUUUCAUCACACGCUUGAGGUAUUCAGCCAAUCACAACGCACUGGAUAGCUGGCCAAUCAGAGCACACCUCUCUUUUUUUCAGAAUGAUGAGUUUUUUUUAAAUAUCGACGCGUUUCAGAAAGGCAGGGCAUAGAGGAGAAACAAUAAUGUACAGUAUGUAGAAAAUAAUGUUUUUUGAACCUUAAUACACAUAAACACAUUUCAUUAAACAAUGUUUUUUAGCAACAUCAUAUGACCCCUUUAAGUUAUUUUUGAAUGCAUGCAGUUACAAACUUGAUCAAAUCACUGAAUCAGUUGAGAGCCGAAUUAGUACAAUUUCUGAAUGAAUCAUUAAUCAUGGCAACAGUAGUCUCUGGUAUCAUAGACAUAAUAAAUAUCUUUAUAUUUUCAUAUUUAUUAUUUCUUUGUGUCUAUUACCAUCACAAUGCUUUCUGGAAAAAAAUCCCAGUUUGGUUAUGUGAAUUGAAUAAUUGAAAAGAAUCAAAAGAAGAAGAUAUAACCAACCCAGGUUACUGAGUUCGGUCUGUACUUUUGCACGGUUUAGGUUUAGGAAUCCUUUUGAUGUGCUCCUAAUAUGGUCAGAACUUCCUGCCCAUAUUCCCAUGUUAUAUAACAUACAGAUAUAAUCUACAUCCUAAGAGCUCUAGAGGUAGCAGGAAGGAAAUCCCUUUGUUUGCUAGACAUUCCUAUAUGAUGUAAUGCACUAUUUUUAUUGGAUAAACCACUACAUCACCCCUUAUAAUGCAACUAUAUAAUGUAUGGAUGUAAUAAUAAACAUGGAAGAAGAAUGUGAAGGGACAAUUGGCUUCAUGUUCAUAAUUCUUUCCAUGGACCCAUGCAAGGACUGAGAAUAGCGGGACAGCAUCAAAAAAAAAAAAAAAGAGCAGAAAUAUAUUAUUUUAACACUUACUUAUGAAGACUUUGGUCAUAAAUGGCACGAGUCAUAUUGACUACUGUUAUGAUCAGUGGUCGAAUUGUAUGUAAAGCUAGUUUUCACAUAGUCAUUACAAAAUUUGUCAAUUUUUUUGAAGCCUUAUUAAAUUAACUAUUAUUUAGUUUUUUUCCUCUUCUUGGGCCUAAAAUUGAGUAUUUUUAAUGGAGUAAAUUUGGUCAACAUUGAUAAUGAAACAAUAUUUUGCUAAAUGUGCUUUUGUGCUGAAACCUUGUCUGGUUUAGGCCUGUCAUGGAUAAAUAAUGAUGACUAUAGUCCCCUGUUUUGAUAAAUGAUUUAUUGAAAGUCAUACAUACAUAUUUUACCUGUAUUCUAAUAGGCUUCAUCUCGCAGUGAGUGAACGCUUUUGUACUCUCAAGGCGUGUUUUUGUUUGGUUUUUGCAAGGUUGAUGACUCAAUGUCGGCUCUCCUAUCUCCCAGUUACACGCAUCACAAUAACAUUAUGUCAGGGGAAAGUUUUUUAAUUCUAAUUAAGGAAAAAUCAUACCUUUUCUGUUGUCUUCUUUUUUUAAAAAAUCCAAAAGUUGUGCUUGAACCAUUUUGUACGAAAACGUGCUUCCGCUUGCACACAACUUGUUACAGAACUGAGCUCUGAUUGGCCAAAGGAUGCUAUCAUUCUACCUUUGUUCAACAUAGCAUUAUGAUCAGUAGAUGCUACUGAUGAAACUGGGACAGGCACUUUCGCCGACUUUGUCAUUAUUGUCUGGAAUUGCUAGUGUAGAUAGACUGUUUUUGAUCUUUUGGAAUUAUAAAAGUGGAAUUUUACCAUCGUAGGCUGGUUAUUUGCACACACCGCGGCCACACAACUCAGUUCAAACCUUAUAAAAAUGAUUUUUGCAUUCUGUGGCACCUUUAAUAUCGCCCUCGCCUUGAUGCUCUGAUGACUUGUUCGAAAUGUUCGGUUUUAUUUCCUAUUUAAAUAAAAAGAAAGCUACUGUAGUAAAAGUUUCAAGAAACAAGUAGUCUGUUACAAGAGUAAUAUUAGUAUCAUUAAAUGAAGGUGUGAGCAAAGUGCUAUUUGAAUAAGAUACCUGCACAUUCCACUUCAGGAUGUUUACUUUAUGGUCCAUCUCUUUUUCUUGUUCCAUCAAACUUCCCUGUCACGAGAGAGUUUUUCUCUGAACACAAUUUCACACGGAUGAAUGUCUAUACAAAAAUGGUGUUUAAAAACAAAAAGGAUGUCAAUUGCCUUCUCCUCAUUCAGAGUGUUGGAUGAGCAUCUCAACGUGCUCCUAAUAGGAGAAAUUUGUCUGAAGCCAGUGCUACACACAAUAAAAUUAUAUUUAUUAUAUCUUCAAUACAAUAUUUAGAGAAAAGAACAGAGCAGAGAGACAUUGUGUACUGUAGGCUGUGGUUGCUUGGUUUUGCUUUGCUUUGCUUUACCAGGACGUUGUUUCACUGGAGGAGAAUCAUGAUAUGUAACGGUACAGAAUAAAAUGCUACCAUACUACUUCUACAAACUACUUCCAUCAGGUGAAAUAGAUGAAUGAAAAAGAGAAAACUGCUGUUAAAAAAGCAUAAAACAUGAAUAUAAACCAUUUAAUAGUCUUUAUUAUUACUUCACAUUUAGUAACACUGCCUGUUGGACCAAGCUUGGAUCGUAUUGCUGACUGUAGAAAGUAGGUUGAUUUCUGUUAGACUAUAUCAGGCUGGUGUGUGUGUUUGUACAUGUGCAAUUAAGGCAAUUGUAUGUAAAGAUAUUUUGAUGUGCAAAAAUAAAUAAGGGCUUCACAA